This is a messenger RNA of Coccomyxa subellipsoidea C-169, 801 nucleotides long. Its product is annotated as autophagy protein 5. Lineage: Eukaryota; Viridiplantae; Chlorophyta; Trebouxiophyceae; Coccomyxaceae. The record is from RefSeq and is a predicted model, not a curated record. Gene Ontology annotation, biological process: nucleophagy; autophagosome assembly; C-terminal protein lipidation. The transcript is spliced from 7 exons. Gene Ontology annotation, cellular component: Atg12-Atg5-Atg16 complex; cytoplasm; phagophore assembly site membrane. Bases 1 to 801 code for a protein of 266 amino acids.
AUGAGGCAAGUCCCAGUGGGAGUUCUGUACGACCUCCUGACAAGCGAUCACGAGCAGCCCUGGCGACUCACUGUCCACUUCCGAGCUUUUCCAUCAGAUGUCUUGCUCAGAUGGGAUGGGGACUCCAGCUUGAGGGCAGCCUACUUCAAUUCCCUGAAGGAAGCUGCAUACAUCUGUCAGGGCAGCGCCCGCGGCGUCAUGGACAUGGCCCUGCAGGCUCAGAAUGACAUGUGGAAUGCUGUCACAGCGGGGGAUGCAGAGCAGUAUGCAUCCGUCUGCAGCUCUCUGCUGAUGGUCCCUAAGGCGCGAGGGGAGCGCAGGCCCUCAGUGCCCUUGAGGCUGUACAUCCGACAGUCUCAUGGAGGGUACAUGGCGAGCCUGGACACAGCCACACAGUACACAUCGCGGCCAGUGGAGACGGUGACUGAGACUGGCGCGCUGAGGAGCUUGGGGGAGGUGCUGAGGGAGCUGCUGUCCGCUCUGUGUGCUAAACCAGAAGCCACGAACUCAACAGCUGGCAUUGUCAGCAGCUCCGAGCAGCGAGACAAACUGGAUGGGAAUGCAGCCGAUGCUGAGGGAGAAGUCAAAGGAGAGAUCGUAGAAGCUGUCAGCAGCACAAAUGAAAAGCCUGAGGGGGGCAGUGCUACCAUGCAAGAGAAAGAUCUGCUGGUGAAUGGAAGGCCUGCAGAAGCCCUCAUCAAUGGUGUUUCACCAGACUUGGACGCGCCACUCGCCUGGUGCCAUGCCAAUCUGCACAGCGCAGACUUUUUCUUGUACAUCGUUGUAGCAGUCAGGGAAUGA